This is a messenger RNA of Artibeus jamaicensis (Jamaican fruit-eating bat), 873 nucleotides long. RefSeq names its product histone-lysine N-methyltransferase PRDM9-like. The record is from RefSeq and is a predicted model, not a curated record. Gene Ontology annotation, cellular component: nucleus. Gene Ontology annotation, biological process: regulation of transcription by RNA polymerase II; central nervous system development. Gene Ontology annotation, molecular function: DNA-binding transcription factor activity, RNA polymerase II-specific; RNA polymerase II cis-regulatory region sequence-specific DNA binding. NCBI's taxonomy places the organism in Eukaryota, Metazoa, Chordata, Mammalia, Chiroptera, Phyllostomidae. The transcript has 3 exons.
AUGGAAGAAGAGCCCCACGGAGGCCUGAAAGAGAGUCCAGAGGACACAGGCAAGUUCUUUGUGAAAAGGACACACUCUGGGGAGAAGCCCUGUGUUUACAGCGACUGCAGGCGAGGCUUUACACAGAAGUCAGGUCUCAGCAGACACCAGAGGACAUACUCAGGGGAGAAGCCCUGUGUUUGCAGGGAGUGUGGGAGAGGCUUUACAUGCCAGACAAUUCUUGUUAGACACCAGACAAUACAUUCAGGGAGGAAGCCCUAUGUUUGCAGGGAGUGUGGGAGAGGCUUUACCUGGAAGUCAGGUCUCAUCACACACCAGAGGACACACUCUGGGGAGAAGCCCUAUGUUUGCAGCGUGUGCAAGCGAGGCUUUACAUGGAAGUCAGGUCUCAUCGCACACCAGAGGACACACUCUGGGGAGAAGCCCUAUCCCUAUGUUUGCAGGGAGUGUGGGAGAGGCUUUACCUGGAAGUCAGGUCUCAUCACACACCAGAGGACACACUCUGGGGAGAAGCCCUAUGUUUGCAGCGAGUGUAAGCGAGGGUUUACACAGAAGUCAGGUCUCAUCACACACCAGAGGACACACUCUGGGGAGAAGCCCUAUGUUUGCAGCGUGUGCAGGCGAGGCCUUACAUGGAAGUCAGGUCUCAUCGCACACCAGAGGACACACUCUGGGGAGAAGCCCUAAGUUUGCCGGGAGUGUAAGCGAAGCUUUACAUGGAAGUCAGGUCUCAUCACACACCAGAGGACACACUCUGGGGAGAAGCCCUAUGUUUGCAGCGUUUGCAGGCGAGGCUUUACCUGGAAGAUCAGUUCUCACCCGACACCAGAGGACACACUCUGGGGAGAAGCCCUAUGUUUUCAAGUGAAGUGA